Brassica oleracea var. oleracea is the source of this 1350-nucleotide messenger RNA. RefSeq lists its product as uncharacterized. The record is from RefSeq and is a predicted model, not a curated record. The coding region runs from base 1 to 1350 and encodes 449 amino acids. The transcript has 2 exons. NCBI's taxonomy places the organism in Eukaryota, Viridiplantae, Streptophyta, Magnoliopsida, Brassicales, Brassicaceae.
AUGGAGGAAACACCGUUUAGUCUGAGACUUCUAGUUGAUGAGAAGAGAAACAAAGUUGUUCUAGCUGAGGCUUGUAGGGAUUUUGUUGACGUCCUCUUCAGUCUCCUAACACUUCCCAUGGGCACCAUUGUUAGACUUCUCCAGAAACACAAGCAGCAGCCAAUGAGAUUAGGGUGUUUUAACAACAUUUACAAAAGUGUUUCAGAUAUGACCAUCGACGAUUUUGAGACUGAGGCUUGCAGAACUAUGUUGCUUUACCCGAGGAGCAUUAAGGAGAUCCAUUGCAGGAGACUGAAGCUGAACAUUGAUGAUACUGAGGCUACAAAGUUCUUCACAUGCCCACUUUUUCCUAGGAGUUGUAAGAAGUACAGCAACUUUAACACUUCGAGGUGUAGCUGUGGAGAUUUGAUGACAAGGGAGUUUCAAGUUUCAGAGGAAGAUCAACUCGGAAGCCCAAUAGGAAACAAUGACGAUGGAGUGUUUGUCAGUUGCCGUUCUUCUUACAUUGUUACUGAUGAUCUGAGAGUGACUUUGAGCUCUCUAGGUGUUAUUUCAAAAGAGCUUAAUUUACUAGGAUAUGCAGAUUUUGAUGACGUGAAAGAGAUUCUUCUUGAUGCUGGCAUUAAAGAGGUGCUGACUCUACUUGGAAACUUUUUUGCUUCGGACUUUCCGUUAUCACGUACCUUCCUCGGCAAAGAUUUUCUAAAACGGCCGUCUACUCAUACAUUAGAAGUGGGGUGUGGUAAAGGAGGCCAUGAAUGUAAUGUGAAGAUAUUUGUCAGAAAGUCUGACAAGAAGAUUAUCUAUGCAGAGUGCAGUGAAGACUUUAUUGAUUCUCUUCUUGGUAUUCUUGCUCUCCCUCUUGAGUUGGCAUGGUCAUUAUUAUCUAAUAAUGGCUCAGUUUUGGGGUGUGUUGGGAAUUUGUGCCGAAGUGAGUGUAGAGAAGCUUCUUCAGCUUCCACUCCCUUGGAGGUACCUUAUUAUUAUACAUGCAGUAAACAAGUUCUUGACAUUCCCUCUCAGCCAACAGUGGUAUAUUUUAAACUCUAUACUCUUGGUCCUGCGCCUCCGGUUCUGAGUUUUGUAAGGAAUGUUAAAAACCUUAAGAGUAAACCAUUGAGAAGUUUAGGCGUGAUACCAAUGGACCCAAAAGUCAAGUCUGAGACUCCCUCAAAAUAUAGUUUUGGGUUUGUGAAGAGAGAUAUGAGGUUUAUUGUGUCUGAUGAUAUGGUUAUAACACCGAUGAGUUCAUCUUCAACCAUUGGAUUGUUUAUGAAGAGUAAAAUCAACAACACAAGUGAUCUUGAGGAGCAGGAAAUCAGCAUUUCUAAAGCAGAGGUAUGCUUGUAA